Messenger RNA from Haliaeetus leucocephalus (bald eagle), 3825 nucleotides. RefSeq names its product MAP7 domain containing 3 (gene MAP7D3). Lineage: Eukaryota; Metazoa; Chordata; Aves; Accipitriformes; Accipitridae. Gene Ontology annotation, biological process: microtubule cytoskeleton organization. The record is from RefSeq and is a predicted model, not a curated record. Bases 361 to 2520 code for a protein of 719 amino acids. Gene Ontology annotation, cellular component: microtubule cytoskeleton. The transcript is spliced from 19 exons.
GCAGCUCAAGCCAUAGCAGAAGAAAGAAGAAGCCAAAGUGGUGUUAGCCCUAUUGCAGUCCAGACCUCAAUAAAUAUAAAGACAGCAACUAAACCAGUGAUAGAUGGCUCCACUCUAAGAACAGAAGAAAGACAAAGACUGGCCAGGGAGCGUAGAGAAGAGCGGGAAAAGCAACAUGCUGCCAAAGAGACACAAAUCCUUGAAAAGGAGAGGAAAGCAAAACUCCAGUAUGAAAAACAGUUAGAAGAAAGGCAGAGAAAGCUAAAAGAACAGAAGCAGAAAGAGGAACAACGGAGGGCAGCAGUAGAAGAAAAGAGAAAACAAAAAAUAGAGGAGGAAAAGGAGCGAUAUGAAGCAGCUAUGCAUCGUACCUUGGAACGGAAUCAGCGACUGGAAACACGACAGAAGAGGUGGUCAUGGGGAGGAUCUGUAACUCCAGAUUCAGAGAGCAAAACAGAACAACAGACCACAGAUGAAGGUGGAACUGGUGCCAGCAAGCGGUCCACCUCCACAGCAAACCUCAAACAGACAGAAGCUGUCAUGAAUAAACAGUUGUCAUCAUCUGCAGCGCUUUUAAAUGCUUCUGAUCGAAGUACCACAAAGAGAAGUGCCUCAUUAAACAGACUGAAUAACAAAGUUCCUCUACAUUCUCAGCAGUCAGCACUCAAAGGUUCGCAGGUGGAACAGAAAGGAGGAACAGAAAAGAAGAGGAGCACAUCUUUGAAUAGAAUGAGUAGUAAACCCCAAUCCUCUCCAGAACUAGAAAAAGUGAAAAAGGAAGAAAAACCAGCUCGUCGUUCCCAGCUCAGUCCUCUGGACAGUAGCGUAAUCAGUCGCCUCCUCGCCCCCACACAGGCCUCCUUAGCUAGGAGUAAAAGUGCUGCUACAUUAUCGGCUGAUGGACAAGAUCCCUCAGAAUCUCACCUCUGUCCUCGUUCAGCUUCAGCCAGUUCCAUCAGUUCCCCAGUCCCAACUCCUAAAGUGCCCGUGCGCAGUCGUAGCAUCGACAGAUUGAAGUCCUCUUUAUCUUCAUCUGAUGCAAGUUCACCAGAUUCAACCCAGAAAUCAGAGACAGAAAAACCGUCCCCAGGUUCUGGUUUAAGACGCCCUCCCUCGCCAUCUGUGUCUGCCCGUAGAAGAUCCCCCUCUCCUGCUAAUUUGGUGAAGCGUCCUCCAUCACCUUCUACAAUUAGACAAAAGACUCGCCCACCUUCGCCCAGCUUGUCAAAACAAAGGCCACCAUCUCCUACUCCAGUCUCUAAACCGGCACCUAUCCAACGUCAGCCUCUCACGCCAGGUGUUAUAAACAUUACCAAAAAGAAAACUGAAGCAGAGAGCAAACCAAAGGAUAAGAGCACGGAAGGAACAGGACAAGAGCAAGGUUCUUCACCAGCCUUGGACAGGGAUGUGGUAGCAGCUACUAGCACAAAGACCAAAGAAGAAUCAGGUAGCAAAACAGUAGCAGGGACCACCACAGCUGAAGAAGCUGCUAAAAUCUUGGCAGAGAAACGACGUCUAGCACGGGAGCAAAGAGAGCGUGAAGACCAAGAAAGAAUUCAGAGACAGGAAGAGGAAAGAAUCAGAGAAGAAGAAACUGCCAAGAGAGCAACUGAGGAAAAAGCACUGCGGGAGGAGGAGCUCCGCAAGCAGGAAGAAGAAAAGAGACUGGCUUUUGAAGAACAACAAAGACAAGCUGAAGAGGAGAGGAUCCGCCGAGAACAGGAAGAGCAGGAAAAACUUGCAGAGCUUCAACACCAGAGAGAAGAAGCUGAAGCAAAAGCCCAAGAAGAGGCUGAAAGACAGCGGCUGGAAAGAGAGAGAAUUAUGCGGCAAAAUAUGCAGGAAAGGCUUGAAAGAAAAAAGAGAAUUGAAGAAAUAAUGAAAAGAACACGAAAGUCAGAUCAAAACGAAUCCAAGUUGCAGAAUGAAGGGAAGUCUGCCUCUGAGGCUAUGGAGGCAGAGGAUAUUGAAGAGGAGGAAGAGUUGGGUCUUGAGAAGACUGAUCAACCAGGAAAGCUAAAUGGCAUUGAGUUAGCCCAGGAAGUCAAGGGGGAGGCAGAGGGUUGUUUAGAGACUGCGAAUAGCUUGAUCUCUACGGAAUCUGAGGAAAAAGAUUUGUCAGAGUUGAAGGCCAGUGAAGUGUUCAUGAAUGGAGGCGAUUUGAAAAGUGAUGAAGGGUCUCUUCUUGUUACUGAAUUAAAGGAUUCCAGCCAUCCUGCAGAAGAAAUGGUUAUCGAUGACUCAGUGAAGUUGGGUGUUAACGAAGCUGAUCGUACAAUUGGACUUAUUCAGAAUCUUAAUGGAAAAUCUGGUUCGUGGACUUUUGAGGAGUUUAUUGACGUUGGAGUACAUUCCAAGUCAACCAAACUAAGCUCGGACAGCAUCUCUGCUGGUAACUGUAAUCAAAACUUGAAUGAUGCUGCUACAAUACCUUCUAGUCCCAAAUUGGCUUUUGAGGAAGAUGGUGCAGUGAAUUCAUUGACCAAACCUAUAGAUGCUUCAUCAGGUAAUCCAAGCUGAUUUCCCUAUCUGUCUCUUCCUCUGGCUAGGUAAUUAACUUCCUUGCAUAUUACUCUCCUUGCCUUAACUUCAGCUUCUCAUUUUCAAGGCACUUUUUCCAAUGUGUAGGCCGGAGGGAAAGCUGUUUCUUUAGUGCUUGUAACUUGCAUUCUGUCAAAAGGAGUCACCAACUGAUGCCUUUUUAGGGACUUGCUCUAGACAGCAGCUAAGGCCCAUCAUUAAGGCUCUUCCAAAGACACAGCUGAGCCCCUGUGAAGCUCCUGUAUCUCCUACCAGCACUCAAGCCCAUCUGUUGUAUUUUUAGGCUUCUUCUAAGAUGUCUUAAGUGGCACAUGUUACUUUUGAAGAUGCUAACACUUUAAAAGGUGUCUGAUGUAACUCUACAGACAAGACCUUUCCACUCCUAGGCAUGUUCUGUAACUUUCUGAUGCUGGCCUGCAUGAUCUUACAAGGUCUCUUCAAGCUCUGGCAAGGUAUUAGCUGUCCUCUCUACUUACUGUAGAAUAGUCUUUCACUUCACCGAGUGGGGGGUAACACCAACUUUAAAUUCCACAGACAGUUGUGUUACAUUUUGGGAGGAGUAAUAAAGCUGCACACACAAUAUUCUGAAUUUUCUGAACGAAGGAGGGCUGCAUCUGAAGCCACAUGUACUUGAGAAGCCAAACCCUGAUGCAGUACAGCAUAGUGUGUCAGAGAGGCUUCAGUAAGCUAGUUUACGUAAGACUAAACUUCUCUGGUGUUGGAGCUAAACCCCAAAUGGACGUACUCACAGCAGGAGAUCUCUUUCCAUGAGAUAAAUGACUGUGUGAACAGUUGAAACGAAUGGCAGUGGAAAAAACAAGACUUGCUAUCCACGUUUUCUUUAAGUGAUGUGUAGCACUUUUUUUUAUUAAAGUGUAGCACUUUUCUAGACUGAACUGUUUCCUGAGUCUCCUCUGUCACUCUGCGUCUUGUGAAUUUUAGUCCCAUGGACUCAUUGAGACUUUCCUUGAGGCCACAACUAACUGGACCAUGGGAAUAGACGGGUUUCGUGUGAUACUGCUGAUCACAUUUUGUUCUGAUCAAAAUCAUUAACUUUUUAGUGAAGCCUUUUAAUUUUGAACUUGAAAGUGUUUAGACAUAAUAUGUUUUAAGAAUUAUUUACAUAACUUUGGAAACUAAUAUUAUAUAUAAAAAAAGAAAAGCUACUGUACUGAUUUUGGACCGUAACCAACCAAGUGGUUCUGUGCUCACUGCCUGGAUGUAGACUCUGACAGUGAUGAUAGACGUAUGUGGCAUACACACAGUUAUGAUGGUUAAAUGUUU